UGGCGCUUUAGGAAGAGAUUCACAUCGGGCACACGAUCAACAUGCCAGAGGUGACUGAAACAAGAGUCAGUCAGUUGAAGAAACUCUUAUCACUAAUAACGAUUGAACCGGUGAUCAUAUUCUUCCUAUUUGGAGUUGUCAUUUCGACUGGCUUGAGGAUCUUUGAACUUGAAAAGGCAUGUGCAACGAAGUCAAACGUCGACCUAAAGGUGUGCGAGUUCUUCCCUCGCUUGGAAGAGAACAACCUGUGCGAAGAUUUGUCUAUUGAGAGCUUGAAUGAAUCAUCAGUGGUGACGGUGGCUGCCGGAGAUGUUUACAGUGUGGAUAACGAUACUAGUCAGGUGGAUGAGUUCAACCGUUUAGUUUGUUCUGAGAAAGUGAAAUCCAUCCAAGAGGUGACAUUUUUGAACUCUUAUAGGACUAUUAUAACCGGAUUGGUACAAGCCGUAGUGUUGCUGUUUGCAGGUAGCUGGAGCGAUCGGGCUGGUCUGAGAAAGCCAUGUAUUUUAAUUCCGAUUGCGGCUGAUACGCUCGGUGUGUGCGUACUCAUCACAUCAGCCGUCUUCAUGCGAGAAAUACCCCUGGAAGUCACCGGAAUACUACCACAAUUGAUCAGCUCCCUGAGCGGAGGAACCCCACUAGUUGUGACGGGAAUCUUCAGUUACCUUACGAUUGUCACCACGGAAUCGGAUCGAACCUUCCGAUUCGCCUGUGCUACCGUGGUGAUUGCUACCAUUCCCAUUCUGGCGAGCUUCUUCAGUGGCUACAUAUUUCAAGCAUUAGGAUUCAUUAAAUUGUGUCUGCUAUGCAUGGUGACAAACACACUUGGGCUGCUCUACGGAUUGUUCAUUUUGAAAGAACCCGUCAGAGUGGAACCUACAAUCGAUGAAAAUGCUAUCCACAAAUCUAGCAACGUUGAAAAUGGGUCCCUUCCAUCACCCAAAACACUGCAAAAAGCUUGCGACACAAGCCUCGUAACGGAUUGCGUCCAAGUGCUCACCAAAAAGCGAGACUACAACAUCCGUGCAAUACUGAUCCUUACGUUGGUGGUGUUUUUCAUCAACUUCGGAGCUGCAGGAGAUGCGGAGUCAGCUCUGAACAUCGCCAUUCUCAAGUUCAACUGGAUCUCCAAUCUGGGCACAUGGGUGGCGUACGAUCUGCUGUCCACUCUGGUGGGAACAAUGCUGGCGAUGGGCGUGUUGAGUAAAUGUUUCGGUGUGUCCGACUAUCUGAUCUGUGUGUUCUCGGUUUGCUUCACAUUGGUAGCGAAACCGAUUAUGGCAUACGCAGCAAGUGCAGUCAAACCAUUCAUGUAUUACGUUGCCACAUCCAUUGACAUUUUCGAGGGAAGCAAAGCGGUGGCAAUCCGCAGCAUUGUUUCCAAGCUGGUAGAAGAAAAUGAAAUCGGAAAAAUGCUUUCCAUUUUGGGAAUAGUCGACUCUGCUCAAGCUGUGAUAUAUCCAACAAUCUAUAGUGCAGUAUUCCUCGAGAGUCAAAACGUGUUCAUCGGGUCCGUGUUCCUGUUGAGUGAGGCUUUCCUGUUGGUAUCUUUGGGAUUCUAUUUGUCGCUGUAUGUGAUGUCAAGGAAGCUCAACCGCAAGAAAGAACUUCACAGUAGAGAAGGCAUAGAUAAUACAGCAGUGGAUGUGACCUACGUGUGAUUAAGAAUUAAAGUGGGUUCGUUUAG
This is a messenger RNA of Armigeres subalbatus, 1687 nucleotides long. Its product is annotated as proton-coupled folate transporter-like. Gene Ontology annotation, cellular component: membrane. The record is from RefSeq and is a predicted model, not a curated record. Bases 42 to 1661 code for a protein of 539 amino acids. Gene Ontology annotation, molecular function: transmembrane transporter activity. Lineage: Eukaryota; Metazoa; Arthropoda; Insecta; Diptera; Culicidae. Gene Ontology annotation, biological process: transmembrane transport. The transcript has 8 exons.